GAAGGAGCUCUGGAUGGACGUUAAUACUUGAGGCGGAUAGACUGGUUCAGCACAAUGGUCGACUGGGACUACGACUAUUUGAUCAAGCUGCUGGCCCUGGGGGACUCGGGGGUGGGAAAGACCACCUUCCUCUACAGGUACACGGACAACAAGUACAACCGCAAGUUCACGACCACAGUGGGCAUUGACUUCAGAGAAAAGAGGGUGGCUUACUUGGGGACGGGCGCUGAUGGGACAAGUGAGAGGAGCUUUAGAGUCCACCUUCAACUCUGGGACACAGCAGGCCAGGAGAGGUUCCGCAGCCUCACCACCGCGUUCUUCCGAGAUGCCAUGGGCUUCCUGCUAAUGUUCGACUUAACCAAUCAGCAAAGUUUCAUCAACGUCAGGAACUGGAUGAGUCAGCUGCAGGCCAACGCGUACUGUGACAGCCCAGAUGUGGUGUUGGUGGGCACCAAAGCGGACCUCAGGGACAUGAGGAAUGUCCACGGCAGACAGGCCAAAGAUCUGGCCGACAGAUAUGGCAUCCCGUACUUUGAGACGAGCGCGGUGACGGGCGUUAACGUGGACCAGGCGGUGACCGCCCUGCUGGGCCUGGUGAUGAAGAGGAUGGAGCAGAGCACGUGCGGAGCCCAGAGCUCCGAGCCCAACGGCAGCCCCACAGGGAGCCACGAGGUGGAGGAGGCCCCCGUCAGGAGGAGGUGCGCCUGCUGAUGUCUGCAGUCCACAGCCGCCGGGGAGAGAUCUGUACAUAGUAACACAACAGCUUUGAGACAGCCAAACAGCUGAAGCUGUGGAAAAUAUCGUCAGAAAAUUCCAUUUUUUUCGCUUUGGAAAUAAACCAGAAUUUCCUAUCUUUUUCCAUAGCAGCAGACAAAGCAAAUCAUUUAGAUCUCAAUCUGUUUUUGAUGUUUUAACCUUAAUCUGAGGCACAGAACAAAGAAACAAGGUUCCCCCCAUGCCGUUGUAAAUGCUGGUUAUUGCUCUUUUAUUCAUUAAAACUGGUUUGUCUAUGUCAUUUUUUUAAAUAGUGGCUUAAACUUUAGCUCACAGAACAUGUAUUUCAAUGCAGAUCUUCCUCCAUGUGUCUACUUAAAUUAAAGGUUAUAUUAAUUUAACAGUAUUCGGCUCAGGCAGUCGAUUUUAACUUUCAGAUGCAGC
Messenger RNA from Menidia menidia (Atlantic silverside), 1158 nucleotides. The record is from the annotation of a GenBank genome assembly. NCBI's taxonomy places the organism in Eukaryota, Metazoa, Chordata, Actinopteri, Atheriniformes, Atherinopsidae.